Molecule: messenger RNA, 1585 nt
Organism: Cottoperca gobio
Lineage: Eukaryota; Metazoa; Chordata; Actinopteri; Perciformes; Bovichtidae
Gene: crls1
Product: cardiolipin synthase 1
Exons: 7
Coding region: 141-1205 (354 amino acids)
Biological process (GO): cardiolipin biosynthetic process
Cellular component (GO): membrane; mitochondrion
Molecular function (GO): cardiolipin synthase (CMP-forming) activity
Source: RefSeq, a predicted model, not a curated record
GGUGUCAGUUUACGGCAACAUGGCAGCCUACUGGUGGGAGCUGGUGCUCCGUGGGCUCUGACCGUCAGAGUCUGAAACUUAGUCAUGAAAACGGGGACAGACCGCACGAGACCAGCUGGUCGGUAACUGAGGUGAAGAAGAUGAUGAUGAUGUGUUUUCGGGGGGUUUCUGCGCCGCUGUGUCGUAACGCGGCAAAUGUUCGCUGCCUGGUGUCUGCGCGUUGUGCUGAUGCAAGUCGGCUCGAGCCCGCUUCAUGGCGGCACCGACACACACCUGUCACCGACUGCUCGAGGUUGAAGCUGUCACCGGUUAGCGGCUCGUGGCUCUUCAGAGUCAACGGGACUGACAGCCGCGUCGCGUGCUGGAGUGGCGUCUUCCAGCAGGUAAAAGCGACACCUUGGCACGCGCAAGGAUCUGUUCUCCUGCACCCAGGAGGUCGUGAGAGGUCGGUGGACAGUUUCCGGUGUUUGCUGUCACCCAAAGCUCGUGGGCUGUGCACCGGAAAGAUCAAGGAGACACCGGACAGCUCCCCGGCGACGGACCGGAAAGAAGACAGUCCGCUACCGGGGCACGGGCUCUUCAAGUUCAAAGAGCUGUACGAGAACCCUUGGACGAUCCCCAACUUCCUGUGUGUGUGUCGGAUUCUGCUGGCUCCGUUCUUGGGUCAUCUGAUCAUCCAGCAGCACUUUCACCUCAGUCUCGCUCUGUUCACUCUGGCUGGAGCUACUGACCUGCUGGAUGGUUACAUUGCCAGAACGUGGCCCUCUCAGAAGUCUGCGUUGGGCAGCGCUCUCGAUCCAUUGGCUGAUAAGAUUCUCAUCAGUAUUUUAUAUGUCAGUCUCACCUAUGCUGAACUUAUACCAGCUCUUCUCACAGCUCUAGUGAUUUCCAGAGACAUUGGUUUGAUAGCUGCUGUCUUCUGGGUUAGAUACAAGACUGUACCUCCACCGGUGACCCUUAGCAAGUUUUUUAACCCCUGCUACACCACAGCACAGCUCAAGCCCACACUCUUCAGCAAGGUGAACACCGCCAUCCAGCUCCUUCUGGUUGCGUCCUCUCUGGCUGCUCCUGUCUUCCAGUAUACAGACAGCGUCCUGCUGCAGGGCCUAUGGUAUGUUACGGCGGUGACCACGGCAGCGUCGGGUUAUAGCUACUGGCACUACGGCCGCAAGACCGUCAAGGAGCUGAACACCCGAUCACCAUGACAACCACACCUGGAAACGCCAAGGAAGCGGAGCAGAAGCAGCGAAUAGCCGCCGCGGCAGAUCGACCUUGGCUAAAGUCAGACAGACAGAUGGAUAAUCGCCCGGAGGUCUGAAACCCCAAGUAGCCGUGACAUCCCGAAACCAAGCGAGGCCGCAGAUGGUUUACUGCAACACUACAAAGACGCCUGACGGCAGCGCCGCACCUGGACUGGCUGUCGACUAGAGGCACACGGAUAUAGAUCUCACACACACACACACACACACACACACACACACACACACACACACACUAUGUUAAGACUGGUAAGAGCUUCUAUGUUUUGCAACAUGAUUGUCAGUUUUGUAAACCAAUGAUUUAUGAUUAAAAAAAGAAAAUCAGA